AUGAGGAUAGUCGCUCGGGGAAAUGCCAAUAUCCUGAUAGAUUAUGGAGAGCCUAGCUGCCUGUAUAGAUGCUGUGUGAGGUACUCUGGCUCACUAAGACAGAAUAAUCUGUAUACUCUCGAAAAUUUCAAGUACAUCAAUGAAACCAUUAAACCAUUGCUAGGCGAUCUUUUAUGCCCGAUGGAGCUGCAAGUAAUCCCAAUAGAGUUCCUAGAAAGUAUUCGAGGCGAGCUUGGCGAAAUAAUCGAUGACAGCAAUGUGAUAGUUACGAAACUGCGCAAUUUGAGACCCUCGGAAUUCAGCACUGUAUUGUAUUCUGACCAUUUCACCAGACUCUACACUACUGAAGGCAAAUCAAAAUUAUGCUUGGAGUUCAAGCCAAAAUGGCUCUAUAAUUCGUCCGAUUACUGCAGAAACUGUUCUCACAAUGUUCUGAAAGGAAGAAAUAUCAAAUAUUGUUAUAGAAGAGUGAUGAACGAUCCUACUUGUUUGAGGGAGACGUUUCAAAAUGGUGUAGACAAAGCCUUCAUUGUGAAUCUACUAGCUUAUUUUGAGAAUGGUGAAAAUGUUUUACGAAAAUUGUAUCAUCUUCAGAAGCAAGCACAUACACAAGUGCUUGGAGAAAUAAGAAAUAAUGAUGAUGUCACUGAUGAUUUGCUUCUCGAAAUGACGCUAAAAGAUGUAACAUGCUUCUUGCAAUGGCAUGUUGACGGUGAUAUAAGCUGUCAAAUCGUAGACGUAGAUCUCAAACCAAAAGAGAAAUGGGUUCAUUGGCUUAAAACUGAGACACAGCUACGUGACUUAAAUAGUAAAAUCUAUGCGAAUUAG
Zygotorulaspora mrakii is the source of this 828-nucleotide messenger RNA. It is a transcript of the gene IPK1, whose product is annotated as inositol pentakisphosphate 2-kinase. Lineage: Eukaryota; Fungi; Ascomycota; Saccharomycetes; Saccharomycetales; Saccharomycetaceae. Gene Ontology annotation, biological process: inositol phosphate biosynthetic process. The record is from RefSeq and is a predicted model, not a curated record. Gene Ontology annotation, molecular function: inositol-1,3,4,5,6-pentakisphosphate 2-kinase activity; ATP binding. The transcript has a single exon. The coding region runs from base 1 to 828 and encodes 275 amino acids. Gene Ontology annotation, cellular component: nucleus.